Vitrella brassicaformis is the source of this 4233-nucleotide messenger RNA. NCBI's taxonomy places the organism in Eukaryota, Vitrellaceae. The record is from the annotation of a GenBank genome assembly.
CGUCACGGGUCGCGUGGAUGUGUGCGUGCACUCUCGAUCUCUGCAAUGAAUGAUUCACUCAUGAACGGCUCGGCCCGGCUGUUGGCAGCCCUCCCUCCAUGCCAGCGCCAUAUCUGAAUCCUCUCGUCUGUCUGGCUGAUGUCAUCUACACAAAAAGGAUGCCAUCGUCGGGUAAGACUGUCCGAAUGCGAGCGCGCAACGAUGGCCGGAGAUCAUUUAAAACCACGCACGGGACAUGCACUGCACACACGGCCGGACAGGUAAAAAUCGAGGCAGGCAGGCAGGCAGGCUGUCUCUGGAGCCUCCGCUCAUGAUAAGGCACAUGCAGGCAGCACAUCACAUCAGUUGGUGUAAAAAUCAUCAACAGAUAAGCAGACAUUGCUGUACAGUACAAGGGCAGGCCAGGGGCUCGCUGUACAGAGAGGAGGGAGCAGGGAGGGAGGGAGGAGGACAAAGGCAUGGAUAAACAGGCGCUUGAAAGGAAAAGAGCGCCAGUCAGUCAGAUAUCCCCUUGUUUGUUUCGCCAUCGGAUAAUCAGUAUAGUUCUGCUUCCUCAGCCUCGGCGGCCUUCCUGUCUUCGCCCCCCUCGCCCGCCUUGUCGCCGCCCUCCUCCUCACCGAUGUCCUCGUCGCCAAAUGCUGCUCGUUCGGCACACACAUACAUACAGAAAGCGCAAGGAAGAGUGAGCAUGGCCUUUGUGCACUUCUGUCUCCCGUCUCCCUCCGUGUGUCCCCUGACUGACAUCUGCUUGACUUCAUCUUGUCAAUGUACUCCUCGUACCGACGCACAUCGGCGUCAGUCACAGACCGCCUGCACAGCACACGGCACAAAUAACGAUGUGCAGUAAUCGGCGGAUGGGUCCAUCAAUGACUCCCGCCCGCCCGUCCCACCUUGAGUCCUUGGUGGCUAGGUCGAGGUGCUUCUUGGUGAUGUAUGGAACGGGGUCGGGCUCGCCCUUCUUGAGGGGCCGCCCCCUCUUCACCUCCGCAUCAAUCGACUCACGAAUGGCGAACUUGGCCGCACGCUGACAGAUCUCAGUGAUGUCCGCACCUACACCACACCACCAACAGGCCACAACAACAAACACACGACACACAACACGUCACGUCAACCAGACCGUCACAAGAGCGCGAGAACGUCAGGGAAGGAGGCACCUGAGUAUCCCGCGAGCUGUUCGGCCAUCUUCUCGAUGUCGACGUCCGGUGCGAUGGGCGACCGCCGCAGACAUGCCUUGAAAAUGUUGAUGCGGGAGGGGAGGUCGGGGAGGGGGAUGUACAGCAGCUGGUCCAGCCGCCCUGGUCGCGUGAUGGCAGGGUCGAGGAUGUCAGGUCGGUUGGUGGCCCCGAUGAUGAAAAUGGGCUUCUUCUCGCCCACGCCGUCGAUCUCGGUGAGGAUCUGGUUGAUGACGCGGUCGGCAGCCUCACCACCGCCGCCCCCACCACCGCCCCUGGCCUUGGCGAUUGAAUCCAUCUCGUCGAAGAAGAUGAUGCACGGAGACGCAGACCUGACCAUCCGUGGCCACAGAGGGAGAGGAAAGGUGUGGGCAUGACGGAUGGAUGACGUGGGUGUGUCAGUGUGCGUGUCGGUGACCGACCUUGCUUUGUCGAAUAGGUCUCUGACGUUUGCUUCUGACUCGCCGAACCACAUGGUCAGCAGCUCGGGGCCCUUGACCGAAACGAAGUUGGCAUUGCACUCGUUUGCCACAGCCUGAUCAAUUGGAGUAUGCACACACACACAACAAACACACCAACAACAUGACGCACCAUCCCCAUCGUGUCUCGACUACUCACCUUGGCGAGCAGCGUCUUGCCGCAUCCCGGGGGGCCAUAGAAGAGGACUCCCUUGGACGGCGACAGGCCAUACUUGGUGAACUUGUCGGCAUGCUCCACUGGGUACUGCACCGUCUCGAUGAGGUCCCUCUUGACGUCCUCGAGACCGCCCACAUCGGCCCACGUGACGUCGGGCACCUCCACGUUGCGCUCGCGGAGAGCGCUGGGGUUGCACACGCCCAGGGCGAACUGGAAGUUCUUGUUGCUCACCUUGAACUUGUUCAGCACCUGCACACGCCCAUGAGUGACAAGGCCAGAGUGGGUGGGAAGGUGCGGCUGCACUGCGUCUGCUGCGUCAGCUGGCUGAGUGGUCUCACCUCUGGGGGAAGCGAUUCGGUGCCCAUGUCGAGGUCAAGGUCACCCGCAUUCUCGCGGAUGCACUGGAGUGCAGCCUCCAUACACAACUGAGGAAUGAGACAGCACAUGACAGACAGACAGCAAUAUAAGCGGCCCGGCCUGCCUGUGCUUCAUUCAUAUUUGCAAUCAUGUGUUUGACUUGCCUGAGCGAGAUCGGCUCCUACGAACCCAUGAGAGUCCUUGGCGAUUUGCCUCAGGUCGACGUCGGGCGCCAGCUGCAUGUUCUUGGUCUUGAUCUGAAGGAUGUCAUACCUGCACAAGACCCACCCACGACAGGCUGAUGGCAGGUACCAGCAGAGGCGUGGCGUCCGCCUCACCUUCCCUCCUCAUCCGGGAUGGGAAUCUCGAGCUCGCGGUCGAAACGGCCAAACCUGCACCCAACGAUAUGAGAGAGACACCCGUACAUGUCAUGUGUGUCAGUUGUGGUUCUCUCUCCCCGCCCCGCCUGACCUUCUUAGUGCCGGUUCGAUGACGUUGGGUCGGUUGGUGGCGCCGAUGACCAGCACAUUUGACGAGGGCUUGAUGCCAUCCAGCAAUGUCAGCAGCUGUGGUCGAUGCACACCCACACACACAACACAAUAAUGACAUGCUGGAUGCCUUCCGUGCCUUGUCUGUCCUGCACUGCACUGAGUCGGUGUGUCACGCCACGCACCUGGCUGACGAUUCGUUUCUCCACUUCGCCUCCCGCCUUCUCCCUCUUGGGUGCGAUGCUGUCGAUCUCAUCCAAAAAGAUAAUGGCCGGCGCAUGCUCCUGGGCGUUCUCAAAGGCCUUGCGGAGGUUGGUCUCUGACUCUCCUGCCAACUUGGACAUGAUCUCAGGCCCGUUGAUGGUGAAGAAGUAGGCGCCAGUCUCAGCGGCGAUGGCCCUGGCCAGCAUGGUCUUGCCGCACCCUGGUGCGCCGUGCAUGAGAACGCCUCGGGGAGGCGGGAUGCCUACACUGCGGAAGACCUCUGGGUGCCGGAGAGGCAGCUCCACCAGCUCCCGAAUCAUCGACAGCUGCUUACGGCACCCACCGAUGUCGUCAUAACCCACCUCGUCCAGGGUCUCGUCGUCCUGAUCUGAACGAAUGAAUGGAAGCGCACAGAAGAGAAGAUUGAGCGGUACAUGGCCGUCUGACUGACUGUCUCACGAUCUGUCUGUCUGUCUGUCUGCGUGUCUGCGUGUCUUGUCCAUCUAUCUAUCUACCUCUGAGCAGUGGAUCUUGUUCAUAGUUGAUUUCGGUGUCCUCGACGACGACCCCAUAGUCGUCAUCCUCCUUGUCCACCGUGUCGAUCUCCAUGACCUUGAACUCCACCGCCCUGCCCGUCCCCGCACCCGGUCCCGUGUAGGUGGCCGUGAAGUGGUCGCCCUUCCUCAGCGGCCGGUAGUUGUUCUCGAAGUAGGGCUUGAGGCAGUGCUGGUAGAGGUCGCCAGCGAUGCUCUGCACCGUGUCAUCGAACGGCACCACCACCACGUGCUUGAUGUUCUUGAUCCGCUCGAAGGGCUUGACCGAAACGGCGUCGCCCACGUAGACACGCAGGUUCCGCCGGGCGAUGCGCGGGAUGCGCACCUUGUCCUCAUCCAUCUUGUCGUCCACAUCCACCACUGCCAGCGUGUCCUUGUUCUUCUUGCCACGCACACGCGCAUAGUCGCCCUGGAAGAGACCCAGCUUCUCAAGGCGGCUGGGGUGCAUGGUGAUGACAGAGUGGUCGCUGCCGGCCGCAUCGUCCACCAGCAUCAGAUCAGGCCGCUUGCUGAGCGCUCUGUCGACGACAGGCAGCUCCAGCGGCACCGGCGCAGGAACCUUUGGCUGCUUGCUGGUUUCAUCCUCAUCGUUGUCGACUCCCUUCUUUGGAGCAGCGAAGACUGCACCUCCUCGUAUCCUCUGCAGCAGAGAUCUGGUGGGUGCACGCCGGUUGUGGGGAGCGAUGACUGCUGCAUGGCGGAGCCGCGCUGGUACAAGAGGGGAGGGUGGGGAGGGGGAUGCGUCCGCUCGGAAGAGCAGGACAGCAGCCGCAAGAAUGGCACCGCAGAUCUUCAUUCGCAGACAAAACGAAGCGGAGAGUG